Trachymyrmex septentrionalis is the source of this 912-nucleotide messenger RNA. Its product is annotated as adenylate kinase isoenzyme 1-like. The record is from RefSeq and is a predicted model, not a curated record. The transcript is spliced from 3 exons. Bases 122 to 805 code for a protein of 227 amino acids. Gene Ontology annotation, cellular component: cytosol; cytoplasm. Gene Ontology annotation, biological process: nucleoside triphosphate biosynthetic process. Gene Ontology annotation, molecular function: ATP binding; AMP kinase activity. Lineage: Eukaryota; Metazoa; Arthropoda; Insecta; Hymenoptera; Formicidae.
UAAGAGAUGCGUUCGGAGAAACGCUAUUAGUGCUAUUUGUAUCAUUUUAUUCUUGUUUUACGUUUGAUAAACGAUGAAGACAGGAUGACAUAAAUAGCGUGUCUUCCCAAACAAGAUAAAGAUGGGCCUAAACUGUGUGCGAGCUGUCGAUCCUUUAUCUGCUAUGAUACCAAGAAACGGGCUCGAUGCUACACCAGUUAAAGAAUCAGGACUGCCAAUUAUCUUCCUGAUUGGAGGUCCGGGAGCAGGAAAGUCGACACAGUGUACACGAAUAGCACAACAUUAUGGUUUUUGUGCCAUUAUAAGCAAACAAUUGUUGCGCGCUGAAGUAUCUACCGGUUCACAAAGAGGCGUUAUCUUGGCGUAUUUGAUGUCGGAAAGUAAAUUAGUUCCCUCGGAUGUCAUGGUAGAACUAAUCAUGGCGAAGAUGCUGAGCAGAUUACAUGAUACACGAGGUUUCCUACUGAGCGGGUUUCCUAGGGAGAAGACACAGUGUCAGCAUUUCGAUAGACAAAUUCGACCGCCAGAUCUUGUCCUAUAUUUAUAUGUCAGAGAAUCACUACUAAUAGACAGAAUCCUAGCCAGGGCCAUCACCGCCACUGAGAGGUCACAACGCAGUAUCGAUGAAAAGUGGCAAUAUAUUAAGGAACACAGUCGAAUGAUCAAGCCUAUCUUUAGGUAUUACAAAAAAAAACUAGUGAUUAUCGAUGGCGAAAAAGAUGAGACAGAAGUUUUUGAAGACAUUUGCAGAGCGAUUGAUAACGUCAUGAUGAAUUUUCCAACUACGUCUCGUAAAAGCAGCUAAAAUUAGAAUUUAUUCGUUUACAUAAUAAUUGUGCUGAAUAAUAGUGCUAAUUGAUGCAUCGAUUAUUAUGCAAAUUUAGAAAUUGAUUAAUAGAAUUUUAAAUUGCG